CUAUCAAUGAAACACCUCGAAUUUCUGGUCGUAUGUACCUUCUGGCCAUGAGCUAAAAUGUUGAUUAACAUCGUUGAUCCAUUGUCCGUUUGACAUUUAAAACGCGCCCGCGCUCUGCCAGGAUACUUUGAAGUUUUCAAAGGUCGCGAGGAAGAGUAAUAAUAUUAGCUGUUACAAGGUUAGUCUUUGUUGUUAAAAGACGUUUAAUUGAUCAAAGAAAAUCCGAAAAUGAGUGCCAAUCCGUCAGACAGCGAUAGUUCUGACAGUAGUAAUGAGUUCAUGGUAUCACCGGAUAAAAUAAAAACGUUAUCACCGUUCUUCGCAAAAACUGCGCCUAAAAAGAGAACAGCUAUUAUAAGAAGUGAUAGCUCAGACGAGUCUGAUUUUGAUUAUGGAAAUGAAACCAACAGCAACGGAACUGAUCUGAUGACCCAAGUAUUGAAGAAUCUCGAAGCUGCUAACAAUUUUCAUAUCCUACCACCCAGGGAAAAAAGCUCCAUUGAAACUAAAGAAGACAUUCUUCCACCGAUAAAAAAAAGACUACCCGACAAAAAAGGUGUAACAGAACCAGUAGCACCGAAGCCUGAGAUCAAUAAUGAAAUCGCCGAUCUCUUACUCCAAGGAGAAAGUGGAGUGACUGCGUCAACUUCAAACGAAGAUCAUCAAGCGCCUGAGGAAGAAUCAACGGAGGUUGCUCCUCCAUCUGAUUACAGUAUACCUAAAGAAGGAGUUAAAAUAACACUGGUUGACUCAAGUCUUAUUUUCAAUCAAAAAAAAACUAAGAAACGAGAAACGAUUGAAGAUUUGUUGAAGAAACGAUUGAAUCAAAAGCUGAGAACCAAUCAAGUAUUGCUACAUAAAGUUGGACUUUUAUGCUGGUUGGCACAUGGUUUUUACAUGAAUAAACAAAUUAACAAUCCAAUUUUACUUUCAGCAGCUUUAAAUUUGGCACCAAAGAAUUGUCACCCAAAAGGUCGUGUUGACCUUCUUUAUCUUGAGAAAAUCACAAAGUGGUUUAAGGGUGUGUUUAUUUUUGCAACAGGUAAACCAGAGACCGGUAUCACAACCCUUAAUUUAUUAAGAAGAAUAAAAGAUAAGGAGGUACAUAAUUACCAGGAACUUGUACUCUUGUACAUUGUAACAUUGAGAGCAUUAGGAUUAACUUGUCGCUUAGUUAUAUCUUUGCAACCACCAGCAUUGAAAGUGACAAAGGAUCAACUUAUUGCUCCAGAAUCUAUUAAAAAAGAACCUGCUGUGGCUAAUAAAGAAAAAAAUGAAUCUAAAAAUUCAAAAAGUAAGGUUGUAAAAACAGAAGAAGAGAAAAGUCCUGUUCAAAUAGGAUCUGAAAAGGCCCACAUAUCAGCUAGAUUACGCAAGGCUACUGAGGCUAAGAGAAGAGCUGCAGAGGUUCUGAAAAGGAAGAGAAGUGAGAGAGACAACAGUGCUUCUUCGGAUGACAAUAAACCGCUAGCCAAAAAAUUGGCGUUGAGAUCAAGAACAGUUACUGCUGCUCAACCAGCAGUGGACAAAAAAGGUAAAAAAACUGUAUCCAAGAGCAAAGAUGAGGCAGAAUUUGAUAAAAAACCUGGAAGGAUUUUAAGGUCAAGGACAACAACAGCUCAAAAACAUUUUCCGAAAAAAGAAGAUGAUGACGAUGACUAUAAAAUGGACGAUGAAGACAAGGAUGAAGAUGAAGAUGAAGAUGGAGACAAUAGGCCUAUAAUCAAAACUUUUCUAAGAUCAAAGGAUAAGGCAACUUCUAAAAGAGGCUCACGUUCUAGGGAUGAAGAUGCAGAUUACAAAGAGAAGACAGUAGCUAAAAGACAAGUGAAAUCAGCUCCUAGAAACAGUUCCAAAGUUAGAAAAUUGGUGUCAUCAUCAGAUGAAGAAUUCGAUAUAAAAAAUAGCAAGCCUAAGAAAACAAAAAAUACAAAGGACAUUUGGGUAGAAGUAUAUGUCGAAUCUGAAGAAAAUUGGAUUAGUGUCAGCGUAUCAGAUGGAAAAAUCCAUUGUACUGCUGAAUUAUACAAAAAUGCCACGGAUCCUGUGUUGUAUGUAAUGGCCUGGAACUCUGAAGGGUAUGUCAAGGAUGUAACUCGUCGGUAUUGCCCACACUGGUUAACACUAACUCGCAAACAACGAGUGGAUGAAAAAUGGUGGCUAGAAGCUUAUGCUUCAUUCAAAGAACCAGAAACAGCCCUGACCAAAGCUGAAGAUGAAAUGCUGAAACAAAAGGAAUUGGAACAGCCCCUACCAAAGACGGUAGCAGAGUGUAAGGGUCAUCCCCUCUAUGUACUGCCCAGACACCUCCUCAAAUUUGAGGCUCUUUAUCCUCCGGAUGUUGUACCACUUGGCUAUGUUCGAGGUGAACCAGUAUACUCUCGUCAUUGUGUUCACACUUUACGAUCACGUGAAACUUGGGUUAAAAGUGCUCGAGUAGUAAGACCAGCUGAAAAAUGUUACAAAGUUGUAAAAGCAAGGCCGAAAUACGAUAAGCUUUCAGGUGCAAGGUUGGAGGAUGAAAAUCUGGAAGUGUUUGGGAAAUGGCAAACUGAUGAGUAUGUUCCCCCAGAAGCAAAGGAUGGUAUCGUGCCUCGCAAUGAAUACGGGAAUGUGGACUUAUUCAAAGAUUGUAUGUUGCCAAAAGGAACCGUUCACAUGCGACUUCCAGCACUAAAUCGCGUUGCCAGAAAGUUGAAUAUUGACUGUGCUCCAGCUGUAGUUGGUUUCAAUUUUGGAGGCUGCAGAGCUGUACCUGCUUUUGAAGGAUUCAUCGUCUGUAAAGAAUUUGAGGACGUUUUACGAGAAGCUUGGGAGGUUGAACAAGUAGAGGCAGACAAGCGAGCGAAAGAAAAAUAUGAAAAGAGGGUGUAUGGCAAUUGGAGAAAAUUAAUUAAAGCUGCCCUCAUCAGGGAAAGGCUUACAGCAAAAUACGAUUUUGGUGAAGAGAAAGAAGAAUCGAGUACAUCCAACAAACAAACAAAUAAACAAGCCAAAAAAACUAAAAAUACAAAAAAGGCGAAGGUCAAUCAAAAGAAGUAAGUUGAAAUUUUGAAUGUGUACUCGUUGAUCGGUGUUACACUAUUAAAAUAUUUAGCGACUAUUUCAUUAUAGCAGCUAUUUUUUUCAUUAUUUUUUUCUUUAUGUAAUAUUAACAACUUCCUUGUCAUAUGUGCUUCAAUUUUUUAUAUCGAUGAUAAUAUGGGCAGCAAUAAAUCCCCUAGAUGCCGACCAAAACGGAAUUUCAAGUUGCACGCAAUUUGUUCGAUAAAUUCAUGGGUAUUCAUUCCGAUUUUUGCCUCUCCAAGUGUUGAACAAAUAACAAAUAGAAUUACAUAUUCUUCUAUAGUAUACGUGUAUGUAUAAAUGAUAUUCAGUUAUUACGAUGUACACAAACCUCAGUCAUAAACCGACGUAGUUAGACACUACGCGAUAUGAUUUAGGUUGGCGCAAAAUAUCUCUGAUAAGAGUAAGGUUUGUGUACGUACCUAACACACAUACCUCGAAUAAUGUUUGUGAAAAUGUAAUCAUAGCAAUUUUCAGAUAAUUCAUUUCACAUUUCUACAAUCACAUAAUGACUUCAAACUACUAGGUGAGCAGCUAUAUCUAGAUAUAAUACACUGAACGUUCAAUGAAAGAAUUGAAUUUUGAUACUUUUAUGUUGGAAAUAUUGAUGAAUGGAAGAGUUUCAUUUAUAAGUUUAUUUUAUUUACUGUUAGUAUUUUUAAUAUUAAACUUUGCAACCCAGUAUCACUUUCCUAGAUUUUCCAAAUUUCAAAGCUUGAUAUUACCAGUAAUAAUUACCAGUGAUAAAAAAAGUAUUUGUCCGAAUCAGUCAAGAUUAUAUUUGAACUGUUCAUUAAAUAAAUUUUUUUAAAAAAAAUCCGAUUCUGUCGAUUGAUCUAUCGAGGGUACUUGUGUCAAAAUCUCCAGUAGCACUGCCUGCAGAGAUGUGAUUAUUACGUUUAUUCGAAUAAUUACAGGUACUAUACUAGAAAGGUGGUAGUACCAAUUAUUCCGACCAUAUAAUUAUGUCAACUUCCCUAAAUCGCAUAUCAUGAGUAUCGGUAUACUACAUGUUAGCAAAAUCAUUAUGCAAUGGUUUCCUACAUAUUGCAUACAUAUGUAUGUAUAGUGCAUUUUUAAUGGUUUGAGGUCGUUGAAUUGAAUUAAACUUGUGAAGCCUUACAUAAGUCACUAACAAUGGAUGCAGCUGCGACAUCUACUACCCAAUCAAAAUGCGUGGAGACCAAGUUGACCAGCCCCUCGUUUUCGAUCAUUUGAAUAUAUUUGCCUGCUUUUCCAUUAUGCGUGCCAACGAAUCAUGACUUUGUUAAUUCCCAGCCGAUCAAACAAAUUAAUUCCGUCGAACAGAAAGUUUGUUAUCUCAGACUUAAUUGCACACUAAAUAUCACAGAUCCUCUAAUUGAUAUUCAAUGAUUUAGAUUCAAACCUAUAGCUGAUGAUUACCUGUUCCCACAACUCCAACUUUACUGAAAAAUGUACUCCAUCUGACUUGAAUGCUAGCUAAGAAAGGAUCACAAUUGACCCCAUACAUGAGCAUUGACCGAACAGAAAUGACGGUAAAAUACCGGAUUUGCAUCGCAAAUCAUUUUUAAAAAGAGUUGUUACGCAUAAUUCUGAAGAAGUAUUAAAGUUAUUUAUACUAUGCACAAUUAAUUUUAUAAAUGAUCACGAUGCGGUAUUCGAAUCCCAGAACUCACAAUUGGCUGUGAGAAAAAACGAAUAAUGUGCUAAUCCAUCAUUUGCGUAGUAUCUUAUCAAUACUACGUAAUAUUAUGGUGCACGUAGAAUUGAUUUCUCCACUAAUGUAAUAAUUAGUCAACAAUUUAACGUACUCAACAACUGAUACCGUAUCUGAUGAAAAAAAAAAACUAAAAAAUCUCACCGCUGCUUGAGAGAUUUAACAUUGUCUCUUGUGUCUACCGCACUCAAGGCUAUUCCAAACUGCGCUGCGUAAUAAGUCGCCAUUAUAAUUACCUGGAAAUAUAUGAACGAUUAUUUAGGAGAAUGCAUUUUGUAAAUCAGCAAAGUAGAUAUAUUUUUUCUGUUGCCAAUACCUGAGCAUAUAGUAUGGGACUGUAAAAGCAGUGAAAACCAAGUAAAGCGUCAGAUAUUACAAAGAA
Athalia rosae (coleseed sawfly) is the source of this 5147-nucleotide messenger RNA. It is a transcript of the gene Xpc, whose product is annotated as DNA repair protein complementing XP-C cells homolog. Lineage: Eukaryota; Metazoa; Arthropoda; Insecta; Hymenoptera; Athaliidae. The coding region runs from base 229 to 3042 and encodes 937 amino acids. Gene Ontology annotation, biological process: mismatch repair; nucleotide-excision repair. The transcript is spliced from 5 exons. Gene Ontology annotation, molecular function: single-stranded DNA binding; damaged DNA binding. Gene Ontology annotation, cellular component: XPC complex; cytoplasm; nucleotide-excision repair factor 2 complex. The record is from RefSeq and is a predicted model, not a curated record.